UUGAGUUUUUUCCCCCUCUCUCUCCCUGCCAAGGGUUUAAAUAUGAAGACUCUGGUAAGUUAAGGGAGACGAAGCAUUGACAACCCUUGACGAGGGGCGCACAGAGAGUUAGAGGCUCAACGACGCUUUAGGGACAAUGAGUCCGGCUGCUUUGAUGAGUCUCAUCAUCAUCGCUGGGGUAGUGGUUCAUUGUGAAUCACACCCCGGGCCACUUGACCAAGCUGAACGCCGCCAGGAGAUUGUGGGACUCGCUUCGAAGGAUGAACCCAGCUCGGAAGGACGAGAGAAUAUUAUGAGUUUCUUGACUGCCCUGGAACAGUCACGGAAGAACGCCAGUGGCAGAAUUCGGUCCCAGCUAGCACGAAGCAGAGCCAAUGGGAAAAGAGCUGACAAAAAAGGUGACACGGAAGUUGUAGAAGAGUUUCCAGAUGGUACUUUUCCUGCUAACAAUGAAAAGGAAAUGAAAGAUGAAUCACUUGCUCCAAGUCCUUUGAAAGAGAAAGAUCCCAAGAAAACAAAGAAGCAAGCUGGGAAGAAGUCAAACAAGAGAGCUUGUUUUUGGAAGUAUUGCAACUGAGAACAUGAGACCAGCUGCAUCUCGGAUGGACCCAGAAGGCAACCUAGGAACUUAACAACCUAGGAACUUAAAAUAUUUGAUGGAAAGUUUCACCGUUUAAACUUUCAACACUAUCCUGACAGAAUAAAAGUCUAAUCAGA
This is a messenger RNA of Pristis pectinata (smalltooth sawfish), 717 nucleotides long. It is a transcript of the gene urp2, whose product is annotated as urotensin II-related peptide. The record is from RefSeq and is a predicted model, not a curated record. NCBI's taxonomy places the organism in Eukaryota, Metazoa, Chordata, Chondrichthyes, Rhinopristiformes, Pristidae. Gene Ontology annotation, molecular function: hormone activity. The transcript is spliced from 5 exons. Gene Ontology annotation, cellular component: extracellular region. Gene Ontology annotation, biological process: regulation of blood pressure; blood vessel diameter maintenance. The coding region runs from base 137 to 577 and encodes 146 amino acids.